Ceratotherium simum simum (southern white rhinoceros) is the source of this 2175-nucleotide messenger RNA. RefSeq names its product zinc finger protein 74 (gene ZNF74). The record is from RefSeq and is a predicted model, not a curated record. Gene Ontology annotation, biological process: regulation of transcription by RNA polymerase II. Gene Ontology annotation, molecular function: RNA polymerase II cis-regulatory region sequence-specific DNA binding; DNA-binding transcription factor activity, RNA polymerase II-specific. NCBI's taxonomy places the organism in Eukaryota, Metazoa, Chordata, Mammalia, Perissodactyla, Rhinocerotidae.
CCCCUGCAGGCCGCUGUCCCUGAGCCCCAGGAGCAGGACCCGCUCCUCUGGGCCUGGCCUGGGGCCCGGGAGUCUGCAGAGCUGCCCACACCUCGGGGGGACGCUGCCGAGGGGCGCCAUGGAGACCCCUGCCCCGAAGCCCCGGGAGACAGCUUUGUCCUCUCAGGACCCUGCUCUUACCCUCAGAGAGAAUCCAGAGGAUAAAUUGGGGCAGGGUCUCCUGGAAGCCAAGUCUGAGGUGACUUUCAAGGAUGUGGCCGUGGACUUCACCCAGGAGGAGUGGGGCCAGCUGGACUUCCCUCAGAGGGCCCUCUACCGGGAUGUGAUGCUGGAGAACUACCAGAACCUUCUCGCCCUGGGGCCUCCGGUCUGCAAGCCAGACGUGAUCUCCCACCUGGAACGAGGCGAGGAGCCAUGGCGGGUACCCAAAGAAGUCCCUGGAGGGGCUUGUCCAGAAUGGGAGCCCAGGCCUGAGACGGAAGAGUCGUCUCAACAGCAGGGCAUUCACAAAGAAGAGCCUUCUCAGGAACCCAUCAGGGAGCAGCUGGCGGGGUCCAGUCUCCACAGCCCCGGUCUGGGUGAUGGGUGGGCCUGGGAGGGCCCAGCAGCUGCUUUGUCGGGAGGUGAGGCUGUGCUCUGGAGGCGAGCGCCUGCCAGCUGUGGGGACAUUUUCACGGAGGAGUGCUGGCAGGGACGUGAGGCGUCUGAGAAGGCUUUUCGCCUCAGGUGCACCCUCUUUGCCCAGCAGAGCAUUCCUGUAGAAGCAGACUCUCCUGACAGACACAUUGACAAUUUCCAGUGCAGCAAGGCCGUAACCCAGCACCAGAGAAUGUGCACAGGGAGAAACUCUUGCAAGUCCAGUGAACACAGAAAGCAUCCACCUGUGAACAGGCAGCGGGGCGCUGGUACCGGGGAGGGUCUUUUUGUGUGCGGCGAAUGUGGGAAAGCCUUCCAUCAGAGCUCAUCCCUCACCCUGCAUCAGCGCUGGCACACACGGGAAAAAGCCUACAAGUGUAACGAGUGUGGCAAGGCCUUCACAUGGAGCACCAACCUCAUCGAGCACCAGAGGAUCCACACUGGGGAGAAACCAUUCUUUUGUGGGGAGUGUGGGAAAGCCUUCAGCUGUCACUCCUCACUGAAUGUGCAUCACAGGAUUCACACAGGUGAGAGGCCCUACAAGUGCAAUGCCUGCGAGAAGGCCUUCAGCUGCAGCUCGCUGCUUAACAUGCACCUGAGGGUCCACACUGGGGAGAAGCCCUACAAGUGCGGCGAAUGCGGGAAGGCCUUCAACCAGAGGACACACCUGACGCGGCAUCACAGAAUCCACACGGGAGAGAAGCCUUAUAAGUGUGAUGAGUGCGGGAAGGCCUUCACUUGCCAUUCGUCCCUGACUGUGCAUGAGAAAAUCCACAAAGGAGACAAGCCGUUUAAAUGCAGCGACUGUGAGAAGGCCUUCAAUAACCGCUCACGCCUCACCCUCCAUCAGAGGAUCCACACGGGAGAGAAGCCCUUCAAGUGCAGCGACUGUGGGAAGGGCUUCAGCUGCCACUCCUACCUCGUCGUGCACCAGAGGAUCCACAGUGGGGAGAAGCCCUUCAAGUGCAACGAAUGUGGGAAGGCCUUCAGCUCCCACUCCUACCUCAUUGUGCACCAGAGGAUCCACACUGGGGAGAAGCCCUUUGACUGCAGCAGAUGCUGGAAGGCCUUCAGCUGCCACUCGUCCCUCAUCGUGCAUCAGCGGAUCCACACUGGAGAGAAGCCCUACAAAUGCAGCGAGUGCGGCAAAGCCUUCAGCCAAAACCACUGUCUCAUUAAGCAUCAGAAAAUCCAUUCUGGGGAGAAGUCGUUUAAGUGUAAUGAGCGUGGUGAAGUGUUCACGUGGAGUGCCCACCUCACCGAGCACCAGAGAGCGCACAGCGAGGAGAAGCCCUUCGCCCUCCAGUUCAACAAGCACUUGCUGAGCACGUACUUCAUGCCCAGCAGCUUGCUGUGCACGGGGGGCACAGGCGUGAGUGGCAGGGAGCCCAUAGAUGCGCUGGACGUGGCAGAGCUCCUGUGUGUGGUUCAGCCCUCGGCCAGCAGUAAUUGCCCCCUGGGCAGCAAGCCUGGAAAUUGACCUGGCACACUCGCCAUCACAGUAGCCACCGUUGCCUCUCCCCAGGGUGAGUGGGGGAA